AUGCGCUGCUCUUUGCUUCUUGCCGCGUGUGCAGGCCUUCCUUUCGCGGCGCUGUGUGCACAGAUCCCCUUCCUGCCAGAGCUUCAGGACCCUGAGCUGCCAAAGGCUGAAGUCACCGUAAGCCUGUCCGAGGAACAUGACAGCUUUGAGACUCUGGUCAAGCACCCCAGCGUGCCCGCGCACACUCUGCGGUUCACUGAACCUCCCAAAGAUCUUUGCGAGCGCAGCUCAGCUCGCUCGUGGUCGGGUUAUCUCGACGUGGACGUGGACGCGCUCCACCGCCAUCAGGACGGCAGCGACCUUGCUAGCGCAGGCGGCAAACACCCCAACGCUACCAUCGAGCACUUCUACUUCUGGGCAUUCGAAUCUCGUAGCGGUCGACCACACGUGGAUCCCACCUCUUUGUGGCUGAAUGGAGGACCUGUUGAGUAUUCGCGAUCGGGCCGCCGGUCGGACUCGGGACUACCCUAGCUGACCUAGACUAAUGCUCUCUUCAGGGCUGCUCGAGCUUUACCGGACUGCUCAUGGAGCUUGGGCCUUGCAAUGCUGCGCCUUUCAACACCAGCAAAGGUCCUCACACAGAAUGGAACCCUUGGUCGUGGAACAACAACGCGACCAUGCUGUUCCUAGACCAGCCUGUAGGCGUGGGCUUCUCUUACGCCUCGUGGGCCAACACUACGCGUAAGGAUGACGCUCCUGGGCGCAUAUACGACGCUGCCGCUGCUGCUCGUGAUGCGAGCGCAUUUCUGCAGCUAUGGGGCAUGCAUGCCAAGUCCAUCUACUCCAAGGACGGCGAGGAAAGCAAAGGCAUCUCCACUUUCCACAUCGCAGGAGAGAGCUACGCGGGCCGAUGGAUCCCGUACAUUGCGGAACAGCUCCUGAGAGAUAAUGAGGAGGCCAAAGAACACCCCGAGCGCGGCAUCGAGCCCCUACCUCUUGCCGUGAGUGCCGACGCGAUAUGCGCUAUGCCCGCGUUUUUGCUUGGUAGAGGGCGUCCUGACCUGAUACCUGAUCCUGGCGUGCGUUUGCAGUCAGUACUGAUUGGAAAUGGCAUCACCUCGCCGAAACACCAAUUCCCGGCAUACGUGGACUACGCCUGCUCCAACAAGAGCGGCUAUGGCAUCUUCUACCCCAAGGAGCAAUGCGACGACCUUUGGGCCGCGGUUCCGGUCUGCCUUGCGCUCGUCGACAAGUGAGUCGCGCUGGUUGAAAUGACUGGCUCGUAGCCAAGCUCGGUCGUCUGCAUGCACGACUUACGCUCCUUCACGUCAACGAACACAUGUAGGUGCAACAAGCCUACUCAUACUGGCCGGUAUGACGAAAAGGCUUGCGCAGCUGCAACGCUCUACUGUGAAGACUCAUUGCAACAACCUUGGGCGGACACCGGCAGAUCGACCUAUGACUGGGCCCAUUGGGGAGACUACGAGCAAGAAGAGUGGGUAGCACAAUUUCUGAACGCCGCAAACACGAAGAAGGGUCUUGGUAUCGACAAGCGCGGCGCUGGUGACCAUCACGAUGGUGUGUUCGUCGGCUGCUCCGACAAAGUCUACGAGAAUUUCGACUCGACAGCUGAUGGUCCAAAAGAGAGCACAUGGGCUGGUGAGUUCGCUGGCCGCUUGCGAAGCCAUAGUCUGCUGACGAUCGGCUACGAUCGCCACUAGUGAAACGUCUGCUCGAAAAUGGAGUGCGCGUGCUCGCCUAUUCUGGCAAGCGAGACUUCAUUUGCAACCACAUUGGUGAGCAGGCAGUGUGAUAUGCAAUCAAGCUGGCACUGAGCAUCGUCUUGGCCGUCCAUCACUUCCUAGGUAACGAGGCUUGGACUCUGGACCUCGAAUGGAGCGGCAAGGAGGAAUUCAACAAGCAAGAACUGAAGCCUUGGAUCGGUCACGAUGGGCAGCAGGCCGGUUCAUACCGCAACUAUGGCAAUGUGAGUAUGACUCAUGCUGAGCAAAAGGUUGGCACACGUGCUUACGUCCUUCCACGUUGGUCCUGCCUUGCGAAUGCACAGUUCACCUUUGCCAUCGUUGAGGGCUCCGGUCACUUCGUGCCGUUGGAUCAGCCGCAAAAUGCCCUGAUCAUGCUCAACAGAUGGCUGCAUGAGCCAGCCGACGGCACAUUCUGA
This is a messenger RNA of Ceraceosorus bombacis, 2122 nucleotides long. Lineage: Eukaryota; Fungi; Basidiomycota; Exobasidiomycetes; Ceraceosorales; Ceraceosoraceae. The record is from the annotation of a GenBank genome assembly.